AUGGAUAGACUUUAUAGACUUACUCAAGAUGGUUUAUGUUCUCAAUUAAACACGCAGUUAAAUGAACUCUCGAAUGCUGUUGAUUAUCUAAUCACCCUGAAUUGGUAUGAUGGCGAGCAUUUGAGUUUACUAAUGAUUGCUGCGAAGAAUGGACAUGAUGAUCUCGUUCGAAUACUUUUAAGUUAUUAUAAUUCAGUCGAACAAGUUGAAUUGAAAGGUACAGUAAAAAAACCUGACGGCGAAUACAUCGGCGGUGGAACAGCGCUAUACGCUGCAUGUUUUUAUGGGCAUUUUACAGUUGCGAAAACAUUAAUCGAAAUUGGUCAUGCAAAUCCAUUGCAAGACACUUACGAAUAUCCACAUUGUCCGUUGCUUAUCUUCGCUACUACAAUGGAUCGUCUUGAUAUAGUUCGUUUUCUUGUUGAAAACAGUUACUCAGAUGUGAAUGAAACAAAAUCCACUGACAGAAAUCGAUGUACGGCUUUGACAUGGGCAGCCCUUCGAGGCUAUACGUCGAUCGCUAAAUACCUGGUCGAAAAUGGUGCUGAUGUUAACUAUUGCUGUUCGAGUGCGUAUCUGACUGCUCGCACCCCAAUAUCAUUUGCUUGUCAGACUGUGCACGUCGAAGUAGUUCGGCUACUUUAUGACGCAGGCGCAGAUAUCAUGAUUCGGAAUAAUACAGGAAGAACUCUUUUAGACAAUGCGAUUGAACGUAAUUCACAUCCGAUGAUUAAUUUUCUUUUGGAAAAAUCUAUCAAUACAAUUGAAGAUGUCGAACUAGCUGUUUGUUCCCGAUCUUAUAGGUCAUUUUCUAAUGUAUUCUCAGACAAAGUAGUCAGUUUGUUAAAACUAGUUUUACAUCAACGUGAUCUCUUACAGAAGCCGAAAAUUUGUUCACCACCAAAAUCCAUCUACAAUCACGAACAAGAAUGUCAAACAAUUGAAGAAUUAGCAAAGAUCGAAGGCAAUCGUGAUCGAAUGUAUAUCGAAACAUUACUUAUUCGAGAACGUAUUUUUCAAUCGAGAAAUAGUAUCGAAAUCAUCGAGUGUUUAAAUGACUAUGCGAACAUGUUAAACGCUCAUAAAGAAUUCGGCAAGUGUAUUGACAUUGGCAUUCAUUUGUUUUAUUUUCGUCAACAAAACCAUUUUGAAACUUCACUUCACGGAUUUGUACAAGUUUGUCAACUUGUUUUCGAACCAUCGCAGAUAGAUUAUCCUACAAGCAUAUACAGUGCUGUAUUAUUGGUGGUCAUUGCAACGAAGAUUCUUGAUCAGCAAGAAAAUACAAAAGAAGAAAAAAAACUAAUCUAUAAUUGGAUUGAAGUUCUAUGCCAACAUAAAAUGAUCACCGAACAUGGAUUGACUUUAAUUCAUAUCUGUGCGAUGAAAGAGACUAAUAGUAACGUGAAUUGUCGUUCACAGAAACUUCGUCGACAUUUACAAUUUCCUAAUGUAGCUGCGUUUCGAUUGUUACUAUAUUGUGGACGACAAUAUUUGUGUUAUGAUGCAGUUGAUUUUAGCAAUGGAAAUACAGCGUUGCAUUGUUUAUGUCGGGAUUCAAAUGAUAAAGAAUUCAUCAAGCUGCUAUUAGAUUAUGGAUUUCAUGUAGAUUGUGUUAACGAAGAUGGUUAUCUUCCAAUUGAUUAUGUAAAAAAUGAUGAAAUCAAAACUCUACUGAAGUCAAAAACAAAUCCGAGUCGUUUGAAAUGUUUAUGUGCGCGCAUGAUAGCACAGCAGUGUUUCAAUAUCGAAUGCUUAGGACCACCAUCAUCAUGUUUGAAUCAAUUCGUUCUUCUACAUGGUGGAUUACACGCAAAUCCUACGUGCGGAACGGCAAAUGAUAAGACAGAACUUUAA
Adineta ricciae is the source of this 1857-nucleotide messenger RNA. Lineage: Eukaryota; Metazoa; Rotifera; Eurotatoria; Adinetida; Adinetidae. The record is from the annotation of a GenBank genome assembly.